CAAUACAACUUCGGAGCACCGUCAUUGCCCCCAGCAAGUUUUUUGUUUUCUUUUUUCUCUGCUUCGUCUCUGCUUCCUGUGCUAUCAAUAAUGUCGUAACAAAUCCAUGCCCAAUAAUUCCCAUCCUCUAAUUUCUUCGUUUCUUCCGUUGGAUUUAAAUAUCUUUCGUUCUUUCUCGCAAUUACGGCUACCGGUGGAGGAUUUCUUAUCGUUGUCGUCUUUUAGCCACUAAGCUUCGAGUAAAUCUCAGCUGCCAAGUUCAAGUGCAUUGGUGUUCGUCAAUCCACAUCGAUACGCGUUUCAGAGAUUGGUUCCGGAGUUUAUGUUACUAAAUUCGUCGAAAUUAAGCAUUUCCACCGAGUGUUGGAAUCUGGGUUGCAGGUGAAAUAAUCAAGCCUACAAGAGCUAUACCUAUGCAUAUAAUCACGUUUAUUUCUGCAGCCUUUGCUGUACUUGAAGAGUGCCUAAUUUGUAUAGAGAGAUGUGAUCAUUCUGCUUUCAACUGAUAUGAAGACCGCACAGAGAGCUCAAGAUACAAAGAAAGCUUUGGAUGAUACUGAGAAGGACCUACCAAACAACAACAAAACCGAGGCUCCUAUAACAGACACAGGUUCAAUAUCUGGCUCAAGUAAUGAUGGAAAAAAAGUUUCUCACCAAGAUAUUGAAUUUGUCCAGAAUUUAAUAGAGCGGUGUCUACAAUUAUAUAUGAAUAGAGAUGAGGUGGUUAAGACCCUAUUGAAUCGUGCAAGGAUAGAUCCUGGAUUUACGUCAUUAGUUUGGCAGAAGCUGGAAGAAGAGAAUGCUGAUUUUUUCAGAGCCUAUUACAUAAGAUUAAAAUUGAAAAAACAAAUCCUUCUUUUCAAUCAUUUGCUUGAUCAUCAAUACCGUCUCAUGAACUAUUCCAUGCCUCCCAAAGUUCCUUUGGCUCCUAUGCAGAAUGGAAUCCAUCCAUUAUCUGUUAACAACUUACCAAUGGGAUAUCCAGUACUUCAACAACCCCCAAUGUCAAUGCCAGGUCAACCCCAUCUGGAUACCAUGGGCUCUGGGAUGCCAAGCUGCCAUGUUGUUAAUGGCGUUCCUGCACCUAGUAACUUCCAUCCUAUUAGGAUGAACUCUGGGAACGAUAUGAUGAUGAACAGUGAGGCUGAUGUGGUUCCUGUUAUUCCACCGAACGGCACCAUGCCCUCCUUGUCAGAGAUGUCUAUGAGUCCUACAUCGGUGGCAUCCAGUGGUCAUUUCUCAUUCACUGCUCCAGAAAUAUCCGGAAUUGGAGUAGAUACUUCCGCACUUGAUACUGCAUUUACAUCAGAAAUGGUAAAUUCAGUUGGUCUGCAACUUUCACAAGAUGGUGGAGCUGGAAAUUCUAGGGAUUCUCUCAGAUCAUUGGAUCAGAUUCAGUGGAAUUUUUGCCUAUCAGAUCUUACAACAGAUUUAUCAAAUUUGGGAGAUUUAGGACCAUUAGGUAACUACCCUGGUUCUCCGUUUUUGCCCUCAGACUCGGAAAUUUUGCUUGAUUCACCUGAGCAAGAAGAUAUAGUGGAGGAGUUCUUUGUUGAUUCUGUCCCUGGGCUGCCAGACGAAGAGAAAUCCUAGACAGAGGCGACAGAGGUUGUUUUUUUUUUUUUUUUUUUGCCACUUGAAUAAGUAGGAUAGGACAAGAUUUGACCAGAAAUCAAGAGUUCAUUGUCUAUUAAUAAACAGGCAUUCAGUAAUUUUUUCAUCGACAAAUUUUAAUUAUUUAAAUAUUGUAGUCACAUAGCUUGCUUGGUAGGAAUGUAGAUAGGGAAGUAGUCAUGUAGGGGAAGCCGUAGUUCUCUUGUGCUGCUCAUUUCAGAGAUAUCCAGUUGAAGCUGGCUGUUCAGUUUUUAAUCCCUUGUCUGGUCUGGAUUUAUGGGUCAAUUACGACCAUCCUAUAACUAUGGUACUUUUUGGAUGUUUGAUUGUU
This is a messenger RNA of Cucurbita maxima (winter squash), 1945 nucleotides long. RefSeq lists its product as uncharacterized. The record is from RefSeq and is a predicted model, not a curated record. NCBI's taxonomy places the organism in Eukaryota, Viridiplantae, Streptophyta, Magnoliopsida, Cucurbitales, Cucurbitaceae. The coding region runs from base 508 to 1593 and encodes 361 amino acids. The transcript has 9 exons.